CUUUAGAGUAAUUUUGUGCCAGUAAAAUUACAUUGAUAUUCAUUCAGACUUAUAUGACAAGAGGGCGUGGAAGUGUAGUAUUGCUACUAUAGCCAUCCCAUCGUGAUAAGAUCCUGAGAUUGUAUAUAUUGUCAAUGUCCUGAUAACCGAAUCUGUUGGUAAAUCUAUACGAUGGAGAGAAACAUGUUCAGUUUUAAACGAUUAUGGACGUUCACAGGUCCUGGAUUCUUAAUGAGUAUUGCCUAUCUGGAUCCUGGAAAUAUAGAGUCAGAUUUGCAAAGUGGUGCAAUCGCUAAUUAUAGACUUCUAUGGCUUUUACUCCUAGCUACAUUGAUGGGAUUAUUUCUACAACGUCUGGCUGCUCGUUUGGGUGUAGUGUCAGGUAGACAUUUAGCAGAAGUAUGCUAUGAUGAAUAUCCUACGCCGGCACGUAUUAUACUAUGGAUUAUGGUUGAGGUUGCAAUUAUUGGGUCAGAUAUGCAAGAGGUGAUUGGUACUGCUAUAGCUAUAAAUUUAUUAAGUUUUGGUUAUAUACCUUUAUGGGCUGGUGUACUUAUCACUAUUUUGGAUACUUUCACUUUUUUAUUUCUUGAUAAAUAUGGUUUACGUAAAUUAGAGUUCUUUUUUGGACUUUUAAUAACUAUUAUGGCUGUGACAUUUGGUUAUGAGUAUAUUGUUGUAAAACCCGAUCAAGUAUCUCUUUUACGCGGAUUAUUUGUGCCUUCUUGUCCUGGUUGUGGUUGGCCUGAAUUGGAACAAGCUGUUGGUAUCCUCGGUGCUGUUGUAAUGCCUCAUAAUUUUUACUUACAUUCUGCUCUUGUUAAAUCACGUGAUAUAGAUCGAAGUAAUCCAUUUUUGGUUCGUGAAGCGAACAUGUAUUACUUCAUUGAAUCAACCAUUGCAUUAUUCGUUUCUCUUAUGAUAAAUAUAUUUGUUGUAUCAGUAUUUGGUGCUGGGUUCUAUGGUAAAAAUGUUAAACAAGUGAUUGAGAAUUGCACACUUGAAGGUAAAAUUCCUGUUCGUUUUACAAAUGCUGCUUCUAGUUUUGAUCCAAACAGUGUUGAUUUGUACACAGGAGGAAUAUUUCUAGGUUGUGAGUUUGGUCUCGCCUGUCUUUUCAUUUGGGCUAUCGGUUUAUUGGCUGCUGGGCAGUCGUCUACAAUGACUGGGACAUAUUCUGGACAGUUUGCUAUGGAAGGUUUUUUAAACUUAAAAUGGAAACGCUGGCAACGAGUGUUAAUAACGCGUUCUAUAGCUAUUUUGCCCACGAUUUUAACGACUGUUUUUCGAGGCAUUGAAGAUUUAACUGGAAUGAAUGAUUUCUUAAAUGUACUAAUGAGUGUUCAACUGCCAUUUGCUGUUAUUCCAUUGUUAACAUUCACUAGUAGUAGAUCAGUUAUGGCUGAAUUUAAAAAUUCUCUCAUAAACUAACCUUUUCGUAUGUUUACAAAAAGGUAGGGGUGAACAAUGCAUGCUACUACAUAUAACUAUUUUACAUUCUGGAUAAUUUGUAACUGAGUUUUAUUAUAAUCUUUACUAAAUGAUUAAACUCAUUUUCCAUUAUUCUGUUAUAAUAAUGAUUUUGGUAAUAUAUUGAAUCAAAUGAAAUAACAUUUUCAUCUCCCCUCCUUCACUGGUCUAUUUUUAUCAAAACGAGCAAAUUUUGUUAAAAGUUUAAAAUGAUUGCUUGUCACUGCGAACAAUUAAAAUGUACAGUUUCUUGUUUACUCCUGAAUAGGAGGAAAACUUGCGUUAAUAAAUGUUACCAGUAUAACGUGGUACAUUCGAUUCUUUGACAUGCAGAUAUUGAUUAGUACUGAAUAUCAGCUUUUCUAUCAUGUAGCUAUCAACAGUUUGAUUUGAUACAUCUUUUUAUACUUCAACAAAUAGUGAUCUAAAACUGUCUAGUAUUUGCCUUACUUUGUUGACUUACUCCGAGUUUUUGGAUGAAUUAAUCAGAAUUAAGGUAGCUCCUCUUAAAUGUUUACGGGAAAUUUAUUGAUCUGUAGGGCUACAAAGCAUUUUUGCACUGUAGCUAAUGUCAGUUCGCAAUGGAAACACUAACCAUAAACUCCUAACCUUAACCCUGAGUACCUGACUCUAUGAACAAUAUAGAAAAUCUUAAAAAUGUAUUUGGAUCCUUAUACGAGAUGUAGAUGACGGAUUAUAUAUAUAUAUAUAUCUAUAUAUAUAAUGUUAACAUUUGUAGUUUUAAGUCAUAUUUCCUCACCGCCAACAUCGUCACCUAUCGCAGUUAUUAUGUAGUUAUCUGUUGUUUGUAAAUAUUUGUCAUUAAUUUUUCUUCAUAAAAGCAUGCUAAUCAAUCUUUUUAGUUUUUUUCACAAUAUGAUUUAUAAUUGUCACAUUCAUGCAUCUUUUUACUGUUCAUUGAAAUUUUACUACAUUUUCUUGCAUAAUAUAACCAAUGGUUUGUGUUUUGCAUUUCAAUGUCUAUAAUUGUUUCUCUUUCUUCUUCUACUGCCUUCUUUAUAGUCCGGUUUCAAUUGUUGCUAAUUUAAUAUCCAUAGCAGUUGUGUCAAUUAAUCUAUUCUUGGGUAGUGUUGUAAUUAAAGCACGUCUACCGCAUCAUUGGGCAGUAUAUUUAGGCAUGGGAUUAUUAUUCGCGUGUUAUUUAGGGUUUGUAUUUUACUUGAUUUGGUUCGGAUUUAUUCAUGUAUGGCGUUCAAGAAGGACUCCUACAACAGUUGUUACAUUGAGUAUGGAUAGAUCUCUUUCAGUGAUUGACGUUGGUGCCACGGCUGUUCCUAUUAAUGGUGAGGGCGGUAAUCGACCGACCAAUGAGAAAACUCUCCAUAAUACAAUGGUUCUUUCUUAGAAAUUAUACGAUACAAAAGGAUUUGAAAAAAAUAAUUUAGCCAAAUAACAGUACUUAGCAGGAAGAGAACUUUUCGCCAAUUAAAUCUUGUCUUUCUAAUUCAUCCAUAUUAUUAUUAUUAUUAUUAUUAUUAUUACUACUUCCAUAGUAUUUGUAUUUAAUAUAAUGAUAUUUUUCCAGAUUGUUAUGCUACUAUCAGAGUAUAUUUGGCCUUAAAUUACAUUUUAUUUAUUAAUUUAUGGAAUAGUAAGCAAUUGGGAAGUAAUAUGAUUUUCGUUUUGUCAAUCGAUCUAUUUACACACUGUUUUUAAUCUUGCUAUGAGUCACAUUUAUUUCGAAUUGUUUGAUAUGCUGAAAGUUUUUACAAUAUAUAUAUUGAGAUAUGC
Molecule: messenger RNA, 3222 nt
Organism: Schistosoma curassoni
Lineage: Eukaryota; Metazoa; Platyhelminthes; Trematoda; Strigeidida; Schistosomatidae
Source: the annotation of a GenBank genome assembly